This is a messenger RNA of Arabidopsis arenosa, 1714 nucleotides long. Lineage: Eukaryota; Viridiplantae; Streptophyta; Magnoliopsida; Brassicales; Brassicaceae. The record is from the annotation of a GenBank genome assembly.
CUAGAUCUUCUAUUUCAUUCACCGAGAUCUAUCGAAGAGAAGCAAGCAAAUCUGUGUUUCAGAAACAACAAAACCUCUCUCUCUCUCAAACUCACUGAUUCGUGUGUGUUGUGUUCUGAUGGAGAUCGAUGACAACUUUGUUAUAUUUGAUUGCAAACCCGGUAGUAAUAAUUUGAUCUUCGGAGGAGCCAUAGUCUUGUCUCAGACGCUGGGUGAUAGUUUGGCUUUCGGUAAUAUCGAUUUUGAGCGCAACUACAAGGCGAUCCACUCCAUGCUCAACAAUAGAAUGUGGAUGGUUCAUGACAAAGUCAAUUGUGCAAGGUUGACUUACGGAUGUAAUAAAAUUGGAAAACCACCUCCCACUCCCACAUCUGUAAUUGAUACAUCUCUCUUCACGUCGUCCAAAACGAAGCUGGGCCGAGCUGCUGUAAUGUUCGGUUUGGGUAAUGGUCCUAAUGGAUAUGAAUCGAACCUUUCUGCUAUCUUGGCAUGUACAGAGAUCAUGUCAAAGUUGGAUGUGCCAAUGGAGACUUUAAAUGAUACAGUCCAUCCUAUGAUUUAUUAUCUCAUGCAAUAUAACGAUCAGAUGAAUGAUGAGGUCAGAGCCCGCUAUUUUAACGAGGCCGAGUAUCCAUCACUCAACAAGAUUGACGAUAUACCAAUCAUGAUGUUGGUGGACGAUGUGCUAACGACACGCAAGGCUGAGUUCAAGAAACUCUACUCUGAGCGACAGAAACAAAAGGAGGAUGAUGAUGAUGACGACGACAACCACUUCGUCGUCGGCGGCAAAGCGGUAGUGAAACCCAAGGAACUCUACAUUGCGGGACUGAAAUACCUAAAGACUGGGAGCCUGCUGCGUCCGGUGUAUCACGAUUACAAUAACAUUCUAUCUCGUAAUGAUGAUGAUGAUGAUGAUGAUGAUGAUGAUGACGACGAUGAUGUUGAUGAUGAUGUUGUUGAUGAUGACGACGACGACGACUUCGUCGUCGGCGGCAAAGCGGUAGUGAAACCCAAGGAACUCUACUCUGAGCGACAGAAACAAAAGGAUGAUGAUGAUGAUGAUGACGACGACAACCACAACCACUUCGUCGUCGGCGGCAAAGCGGUAGUGAAACCCAAGGAACUCUACAUUGCGGGACUGAAAUACCUAAAGACUGGGAGCAUGCUGCGUCCGGUGUAUCACGAUUACAAUAACAUUCUAUCUCGUAAGGAUGAUGAUGAUGAUGAGGAUUCUGACAAUGACCAAGACCAGGAUAUGAUGAACGAUGACGACUAAGUAGGCGUGGGUUGCUUCAUUGAUCAUCUUGUAUGGAUUUCAUGUUUGUUAGUGUUUUAAACACAAGCUUUUCGCAGAGUUUCUAUGUGUGUGUGGACCUUUUGUUUUUCUAUCCAACUUAAACCUUAGUUUGAAAUCCAAGAUAUUAUAUUAGAUGAAAUCGAGAUAUUUUCUCGUAGUUUGGGAACUUUUUUGUUGAAACUUGAAACACUACAUCGUAGGUUUGUUUAUGUAAAGCUCUGCAUUGAUCCCAAGCAUAUGAUUGAGUUACAAAAGUAGUUUUAAUUUGGAAAAUAUUGAUUGUUUUCUACAGUUGAUUGACUCUUUAGAAGGAUCUUUAUGGUUUUAGAUUAGGUUUGACCGGUCCAGAAAUCUUUAGGAUCUCAUGCUUCUUAUUACUGAUUGUGAUUGGAAUAGGAAUAAACAUUAUUUUGAUUG